Lycium ferocissimum is the source of this 3430-nucleotide messenger RNA. Its product is annotated as pentatricopeptide repeat-containing protein At2g16880-like. The transcript is spliced from 2 exons. The record is from RefSeq and is a predicted model, not a curated record. Gene Ontology annotation, molecular function: protein binding. Lineage: Eukaryota; Viridiplantae; Streptophyta; Magnoliopsida; Solanales; Solanaceae. Bases 146 to 2461 code for a protein of 771 amino acids.
CUCUACUUAUCGGAUUACACUGGGUAUGUUGUAUUCAAAUUGAUCAAAACAUGUUCUGCAAAAGCAAUAGAAGAACAACACUGAAACCUCUGUUAAGCCCUUCUUUCCCACAAUACACUUUUUGUCUCUGUGAAACCUCAAAAUCAUGAGUUCAUAUCCUCCAUUAAAGCCUUGUCAACUAAUCCAAACAAUUACUACUCUUCUCUGUUCCUCCAAAUCUCUUCCUAAAUCCUCUCUUCAAUCCUACAUUCCUCACCUCACUCCUUCCAUCAUCCACUCCAUUCUUUCCUCACCAACCCUCUCGUCACACCCCACCGCCCUCUUUUACUUCUUCCAAUGGUCCCAUUCCCACAUACCCUCUUUCUCUACCCACCCCCACCCCCCACUCCCCCUCCCUUCUCUUCUCCCUCUCUUAUCCUCCCUUUUAUCGCGUCAAAAAUUCCAUCUUGCAAAGUCCCUUCUUCUCACUUUUAUCCCAUCUGAUCACCCCCAAAACCAUCUCCACCGUCAUCUCCUUCACCCCAUUUCCUCUUUCCCUCAAUCCUCAAAGGCAUUGUUGGAUACUUCUAUAGGUGCUUAUUGUCAAUGUGGAAAACCCCAUCUUGCCCUUCAGAUUUUCAAGAAGAUGAAAAAUCGUCGCCUUUGCCCCAACUUGCUGACUUUUAAUACUUUGAUUAAUGCCUUGGUAAAGCACCCCUCUACUCACUCUGUUGGUUUAUGUAAUGAGUUGUUUAAUGAUGCACUUGAGCUUGGUUUGGUGCCUGACACUUUUACUCUGAAUAUAAUGAUUAAAGGGUAUUGUUUAGUUUACAAGUAUAAGGAUGCUAAUCAAUUGUUGAAUAGAAUGAGUGAGUUUGGAUGUGUGCCGAAUAAUGUGAGUUAUAAUACUAUAUUAGAUGGGUUGUGCAAGAAAGGUUGGUUGGGUGAUGUUAGGGAUUUGUUGUUGGAUAUGAAGGGUAAAGGUCUGUUGCCGGACAGGAAUACGUAUAAUAUUUUGGUACAUGGUUAUUGUAAAAUGGGGCGGUUGAACGAUGCGGCUCAGGUUAUCGAGCUGAUGACGCAGAACAACACUUUGCCUGAUGUUUGGACUUAUAGUAUGUUGAUUGAUGGUCUUUGUAAGCAAGGAAGGAUUGAUGAUGCGUUUAAGAUUUGGGACCAGAUGGUAGUAUUGAAAUUGUUGCCUGAUGUGAAAACUUAUAACACCCUCAUCAAUGGGUGUCUUGAUAAUAAGAGAAGUUCAAAGGCCUUUGAUUUGCUUGAAGAGAUGAAUAAGGUGGGGAUCAAAUGUGAUGAGUUUACGUAUAGUACAUUGAUUAAAUGGUAUUGCAAGCAAGGGAAGAUGGACAAAGCUAGAGAGGUACUUCAAAGGAUGGAAGAAGGGGGUUUAUCUUCAGAUUGUGUUUCCUAUAAUACUUUGAUAACUGCAUAUUGUAAAGCAGGUAAUCUACCAGAAGUAUUGAGGAUAAUGAAACGAAUAGGUGAAAAAGGUUUGAAAAUGGAUAACUACUCUCUCACCAUAAUGCUUCAUACUCUUUGUCAAGAAAGGAAGCUUGAUGAGGCCUGCGAGUUACUCUCUGUUGCUCAUACCAGGGGCUAUCUUGUUGAUUCAGUAAGUUAUGGCACUCUUAUUGCUGGCUACUUUAGGUGUGGAGAUAUGGAAAAAGCUCUUAAGCUUUGGGAAGAGAUGAAAGAGAGAGAGGUAAUUCCAACCAUUGUCGACUACAACAUCAUAAUUGGAGGCCUAUGUAAAUCAGGUAAAACUCAGCAGGCAAUUGCUAAACUGAAUGAACUUUUGGAGAAGGGUAUAGUGCCUGGUGAAAUAACAUAUAAUACUAUUAUUCAUGGAUACUGCUGGGAGGGGAACAUUGAGAAAGCAUUGCAAUUUCACAACAAAAUGUUUGAGAAUUCUUUUAAGCCUAGUGUAUACACGUGCAACAUUCUUCUUCGGGGACUUAGUAGGGAAGGCAUGCUUGAAAAAGCCAUUAAGCUCUUUAAUAGGUGGAUUAAUAAAGGGAAGACCAUUGAUGUAGUAACUUAUAACACCUUGAUAACAGCUCUUUGUAAAGAUCAAAGACUUGAGGAUGCUCUGGGACUUGUUCCUGAAAUGGAAGAGAAAAAUGUCCAGCCUGAUAAGUACACGCAUAAUGCUAUUGUUGGUGCACUUACUGAUGCUGGAAGGCUUAAGGAAGCAGAAGAAUUUAUGACAGACAGAGAAAGACUAUCUGAACAGCGGUUGCAAAUGGAUAACAGGGAACAUGAACUCAGAGUUGAUGAGCUAGAUCCAAGUUCAAUUGCUUAUUCACAGCAGAUUAAUAAGCUUUGUGCGGAGGGAAGAUAUAAAGAUGCGAUGCUUAUCUAUACACAAGUCACUCAGAGAGGUAUUGCUCUACGAAAGUCUACUUAUAUCACUCUGAUAAAAGGACUCAUCAAGAGGAGAAAAAGUAUAUUGAAGACAGGUUGAUGGUGACCCCUAAAGUUUGGCUCUGGCUGAGUAUGAUGAAUUCAGUUUCUACGCCCAGUAUGCAACACUGCAAGGAUCCAAGGCCGGUGAACCAUUCGCUUUUCCGCCAUCAGAUUGGUAUUUGAGGGUGUGAUCCUACUGUACACAGUUCUCUCUUUUAACUUUGAUCACCAAUAUUGUCGACCGUCGUUCAUGUUUGGAAGCUUUUAAUGGAUUAAGGUGUAGCAAAGGAGGAUAUUGUUGCAUCGCUAAUAGAUGAAGUCUUACUGUCUUGUUCAUGCAAUUCUGACAAGCUUUUUUAGGGGAAAAAAAUAGAAAAGCAGGAAAAAGGAAACCACCUUCCUGCCAUAACCUUGAGCCUUGAGGAUACAAAUGCUGAUUAUCUCAAUUGCACUGGAUGCUUAAGUCCGUUGAUUGUGACAGAACUUGUGAUUGACGACUUGAUAGAAAUCUUGGAAAAAAGUUUAAAAUUGGAUGUGACUAAUCUAUUACCUAAGAAUUCAGCUCAGCCAGGAAUUCUUUAUUAAAUUUAGGGCUAUAUUGCUCGGACUCUCCACAAAUGUUGCUGCAGCCAUGUUAGAUCCCUAAAAAAAUGCACCACUUUUGGAGUAUCCGACACGUACAUGUCGGCAUCUUUGAAGAGUCCAAGCAACAUAGAUUUAGGGUGCUCAACCAUACUGAUCGUUCUUGUCAAGCUGACAUCAUUAUUUCAGCCACAUGAAAUCUUGUAAAUUUUUUCCCUGGUUUUAUCCCAGUUGGUGAGAGAUAAAUAUUGGAGUCUACUGAUAAACUUGUAAUUUUGUUUACGUAACAGAACAUUUUUUAAGGGGAAGUAUGCUUUUGUUUAUCCGGCAUUUUCACAAAGCUAUUGUUGCUCUUGCUCUUGCUCCUUUAUGCUUUAGCAAUUCCACUUCAGGAGCUUACUCCUAAAACAUAUCUUUUUACCCGAAUUCGAGAUGUUUUCUUCUC